Penicillium waksmanii is the source of this 972-nucleotide messenger RNA. Its product is annotated as thymidylate synthase. The coding region runs from base 1 to 972 and encodes 323 amino acids. Gene Ontology annotation, biological process: dTMP biosynthetic process. Lineage: Eukaryota; Fungi; Ascomycota; Eurotiomycetes; Eurotiales; Aspergillaceae. The record is from RefSeq and is a predicted model, not a curated record. Gene Ontology annotation, cellular component: cytosol; mitochondrion. Gene Ontology annotation, molecular function: thymidylate synthase activity. The transcript is spliced from 2 exons.
AUGACCCAAGAACAAGUCGCCCCCGCUGCCCCAGCAGCCCCCAACCCAACACACGAGGAGCACCAAUAUCUCAACUUGAUCCGCACGAUUCUAGCUGAGGGCGAAUUUCGUCCUGAUCGAACUGGAACCGGCACAAGGGCCAUCGCUUUCCCAAACCAAUUGCGUGGUGCCCCGAUCCCCGUUCUGCCCCUCCUGACGACAAAGCGAGUUUUUCUACGCGCUGUGGUCGCCGAGCUUCUGUGGUUCAUCUCCGGCUGCACAUCAUCCCUACCCCUUUCCGAGGCCGGUAUCAAAAUCUGGGACGGCAAUGGAAGCCGCGAGUUCCUCGACAAGGUCGGACUGGGUCAUCGCGAGGAAGGUGACCUGGGUCCCGUGUAUGGAUUCCAGUGGCGGCACUUUGGCGCCGAGUAUGUUGAUGCGAAGACGGAUUAUACAGGCCAGGGUGUAGAUCAGUUGAAGGAGGUCGUGAACAAGAUCAUGAACUCGCCCUUUGAUCGCCGCAUUAUCAUGUCUGCAUGGAACCCUGCGGAUCUCCGCAAGAUGGCUCUCCCGCCGUGUCACAUGUUCGCGCAGUUCUACGUUUCCUUCCCACCAACAAUGAAGAUUGACGAGAAGACCGGCCGCCCGGACCAGAAGGGAACACUGUCAUGCCUUCUUUACCAGCGCUCCUGUGAUAUGGGUCUGGGUGUCCCCUUCAACAUCGCAUCUUACGCUCUCCUCACUCAUAUUCUCGCCCACGCUGCCGAUCUUAACCCUGGACAGCUGGUUCACACUAUGGGCGAUGCCCAUAUUUACCUGGAUCAUAUUGAUGCUCUGAAUGAGCAAUUGACCCGCGAGCCUACUGAGUUCCCGGAACUCCGUAUCAAGCGUGACGACCGUGGCAGUGCUGUCGUUGACGGGUGGAAGGAAGAUGAGUUUGAAGUCAUUGGAUACAAGCCGCACAAGAUCAUCAAGAUGAAGAUGAGUGCUUGA